AUGGUUUCGCAUUUUCAUGAACAAGAAUCCCUUUUACAAAAUUCGAUGUUUGAUGCUCUUUACUGUGAAGAAGAGCGUUUUGAAGAAGUUCUAGGAGGUGGUUUUGACUUCCAAUCGCCAAAAAUAGAGGAUUCCAAUGAGGUUCAUAAAAAGGUUUUUCUGUUUGAGCAUGACCGUUUUUGGGAGGAUGACGAGCUGGUGACCCUCUUGUCCAAGGAGAAAAUACAGAAAGAUAAACCAUGGAUGAGUCAAUUGGCUGCUGUGGCUUGUCUUUCUUUAGCUGCCAAGGUGGAGGAAACUCAAGUCCCUCUUCUUCUGGAUCUCCAAGUGGAAGAAUCCAAAUAUUUGUUUGAGGCAAAGACCAUUCAGAGAAUGGAGCUUUUGGUGCUUUCUACUCUCAAAUGGAAGAUGAAUCCUGUGACUCCAAUUUCAUUCUUUGACCAUAGUUUAAGGAGAUUUGGAUUUAUGACUAACCUACACUGGAAAUUUAUGAAGAGGUGUGAGAGAUUUCUUCUCUCAAUCAUCACUGAUCAUAGGCUUGUGCAUUUUCUUCCAUCUGUUAUUGCUGGCGCAACAAUGAUAUAUGUUACUAGAGAGAUUGAGCCUUGCAAUGCAAUGAAAUACAAAAAUCAACUAAUGGAUGUGCUCAAAAUCAGCGAGGAAUCUAUUGAUGAAUGCUCUAAACUUAUCCGGGAGGCAAUGGAUGGUGAUGACAACAAGCCCUGCCUCAAACGCAAACUUGAGUCUGUGCCUAGCAGCCCACACGGUGUCAUCGAUGCAUAUUUUAGCUCUGAUAGCUCUCGCGAUUCAUGGGUCAUCUCAUCACCCGUUUCAUCAUCUCCUGAACCUUUGUUUAAGCGAAACAGAGCUCGGGAUCAGCACAUGAGACUGACUCCCCUAAGCAGCGUGUCUGUAAGCGUGGGUAGCACCCCUCGCUGA
Messenger RNA from Fraxinus pennsylvanica, 939 nucleotides. The record is from the annotation of a GenBank genome assembly. Lineage: Eukaryota; Viridiplantae; Streptophyta; Magnoliopsida; Lamiales; Oleaceae.